Chaetomium fimeti is the source of this 1398-nucleotide messenger RNA. RefSeq lists its product as uncharacterized. The record is from RefSeq and is a predicted model, not a curated record. The transcript is spliced from 2 exons. The coding region runs from base 1 to 1398 and encodes 465 amino acids. NCBI's taxonomy places the organism in Eukaryota, Fungi, Ascomycota, Sordariomycetes, Sordariales, Chaetomiaceae.
AUGCGCGGGGCGAUUGGUUCGGGGUCGGUGCUGCCCUUCCUCCCUGGGCUACCAUCACUCCAUGCCAGAACGGCAGGCUAUUCUCGUGGCUGGUGUGCUAACAAAGCGAUAGCCCAGCGCCCCUGCUCGAGGUGUAUGAGCACCAACAAAGAGGGAGCAUGUAUCGACGUGCAGCACAAGAAGCGCGGGAGACCUCGCUUACGAGAUGACAACCAAGCGAAAUACGAGGGCGCAAGGUUCGGAAGUGCCGUGGAUGCAAUGAGAAGGCCAUUGUCAUCGGCCUAUGGUCCGGGGCCGCCGCUGGGUAUGGUUUACGAUGACCCUCUUCGCCGCACUCAAUCGUACCGCGUGCUGAAAUCUCAGCCAGCUGAAUCAAUCGUGCCGCGGUUCCCAGAGCGAGGGUUGGCGUCCGAUGCGAACAUUUACCCAGCUCCGUUGUCAAUCGCUACAGCCAGAGCCCCCGAAGAGCCGGUCGCGUACUUGACCAUCGGCCUCGAGUUUUCAAGAGCAUCGACUGCUUUCCUGGGUGCGAUCGGCCGGGCUUCGGUAACGGGGCUCGAGAUCACGAAUGUGUUAGCAGCCGAGGAGCGCCCCAGGGCUUCUCGACUCCAGCAGCAGGCACAGGAGGAGCAAACCAGGAAAGACCCGGCUUAUCUCCCGCCGAUAUUCAACGACCGGAGCGAUGCCGUGAUGCAGAGCCUUGGCUUUAGCCCCGAAGAGGUGUCGAGAUACCCACUUCAUUGGCUGGACACCUUCACCUUUUUGGGCGACGAUGGACAAGCGAGACAGAUUCCGGUGCGCGCUGGGUUAGCCACUCGGGACUCGAUAUAUUUCGUCGUUUUGUUGCUGAACCGGGCAUCUCGACCUUCAUACCCAACACCAUCGCCGAGCCUAAGAGACAUGGGUGGGUCAUUCGAGCCAGGGCUGCAACAUUACUCCCAACCCACGCCACUGUCAGCAACCUUCGACCCGCGGCAAUCGAGGUUAAGUGAUCCUGGAUACGACUCCAGGCCGCCCGGGCAACAUGGUGGGCCGCUUCACAUGCUGCCGGCCCGAAGCCCAAGUCUCUCAUCGGCGUAUGGCAUCUCACCGAGCAGGCCCGACUACCCGAUCACUCCGAGAGCGUACCAAACUCCGAGAACUGAUGUGCACUCGACAGGCCGCCCAUCCCAGCCGGCAGAUUAUCAACUUCUGCCCCUCCCGAGGAUUAGGAGCCCACCCAUGGGCACCCCGCAACAACCUGAACCGCCUCAGACGCAGCAGGCGCAAACGCAGCCCCAGCCCCAGUUGCAGCCGCCGCCGCCGCCGCCGCCGCCACCAUAUCAAACCCGAGAAGAACGGUCCCGGAUAGGCAUCGGUGGCCUGCUUGAGCAGCCGGGGCGGACGAAGAGCCCAUGA